AUGGUAAAAUUCAGAAGAACAGCAGUGUACUUUGUCUGCGCUCUAGCUGUCUUCCUGGCAGUCAUGGAGUGUGCAGCAGACGUGCAGCCAGCGCCUGAGCAGCAGGAGGGACAGCAGCCAGCGCCAGCAGAAGAAGGGCUAGUGAAUGGAGUUAGAAUGAACGAUAAUGUGGAAAAGUUUGUUUCUCUUUACGGAGAAGAUCCUGGGCUGGAUGAAGUGAACCUCAGCAAAAAAAGCCAUUUAUACUGGAUGAUAGACUGCAAUCCGACAAACAACAUAUUUAAAAUAAUGGCAUUCCUUGCGUACGGAAAAAAUCCAGAAAUAAACGCAACAGAAAAUAGAGAAAUGGCAGCUGACGUGGUGUUGUAUAUUCUGCAAGUGCUGCCGCAUGUAACUGUCGCUGAUAAAACAAGCACGUCUCUCUACAGAAAAAUAGGAAGUCAAGACUCAAACCACGAGAAGGGCUCAAUCCAUCUCUUUGCUCAGAUCACAGAAGCGCUGCAAAUGAGCAAAAUGGGCUUACACCUUCCUCUAGAGACCUAUGUAAAAAUGUUUAAGCACUUUUAUGAUGAUUUUUACGUAUAUAAGCAUACUAACCUUAUGACCCCGCAGGUUCUAUUCAACAUGCUGUACAUUCACUCGGUUAUGAACAUAGACAUCAUAGAUAAAAAUGCCACUAACGACGCAUACACAAGAAGGUUUCUGUACAACUUAGGGAAGUGUGUAGAUACACUGAUUGAUAAUUCUGAUGAUAGCUACAUAUCAGAAAUACACAAAAUAUGCUCUGAUGAUCAUACAGAAUACAAUACAGCACAAGAUGAGCACUUUUUAAGAAAUUUUAUAUUGCGCAAGAUAUAUAACGAUGACAAAAGUCUGUUUAAAUUCUCCACAAUAUACAUAAAACACCAAGAGGAUUCGUAUGGAGACGAACAAAAAACUGAGCAAAUAGAAAAAAAAUAUAUUCUCAAUCUCAAGGUUCUGGAGUAUCUCCAUCCUCUGAUCAGAUACGAGAUUAUAAACAACUGCAAAAUCACUGUAGUAGAAAAGAGCCCAAUCAUUUCCUAUCUAAAAGAAAAUACACGGAAUUUCAAGCCCAAGAACGUAGUGGUCAUAAAAGUAGAGAAAGUAGAUGAAAAUACGCCGAUAGAACAGCAUAUGAGACUGGAUCUUGCAAAUUCGAUUUUGAGCACUCCCAAUGUGUAUAUUGCCCCAGACUCAGACUUAUCAGAGUUCGAAGAAGUAGAGCUGACAAAACGUUUUCUUAAAGGAACAAAAAUAUUCACCACAAAAGGCCGGGAGUUUCCGAUUGAAAUAAUUAGGCCUGAGAAGGUACAGACAAUCACUGUAGAAAAUAUUGAUCCCAAACCAGAAGAGCCGGUAGUAGUAGUGCAGCCAGUGGUAGAAGAAGAACCGAUAGUAGAAGAAGAGCCGAUAGUACAGGAAUCAGAGGAAGAUAUUCUCGAUGGUAAAACUUUAAUCAAUGAUAAAAGCUGGAAAUCAGUUUUAUUCUAUCUGUCCAUGGCCUUUAGCACUCUGCUUCUGUUUGUAUCCGAGAACUUUUUCUUCCAGAUUAUAUUCUUAUUCAUGAUCACUGCGGUUUCACUGCGCAAACUGUUGGCUAAAAGCAGGUCAAAAGUCUUUUACACUGAUUACGUCUUGGGCAAUGUUAUUGCAGCGGUAAUGAUGAUUAUGUGUGUUGCAUACUUUGCCACUCUUUACAUGGGGUCUUUUUAUUUGCCGUACGACAUAGCGUGUAAGGUUCUAUACUCUAUCCUAGCAUCAACAGCAAUCUACGGUCUGUUCACCACACUCGAUACAAAGUUUACUUUGUCACAAAAGCCCGCAGACCUGACAAGAAAAAAUGUGCUUAGGAACUUUUUCCUUAUGCUAUCCAUGAUAUUAACGGUACUUAACUUCGUUUUAUUCCUCGUCCCAGGAGAGGAGUGGAAGGUGUUUAUGGUCAACAGCAGAUCGAUCAUAUUUAUAGCAAUGUACCAGUACAUCGUGGCCAGUUACACUGAAAAUCCGCAGCUCUCCAUUUUUACUCAUGAAGAAGAAAGAAGUAUUGAAAACAUAGGGUUUGUUCCCAUGCUAUGGCAUUGCGCUAAAAACAUCUUUUCAGUCUUCGGCACGUACGAGAAUGAGAGGUAUGGAGAUGAGCUGGCCGCAUGGUUCUUAACACUUCUAUACAUUAUAGUAACAACUACCAUCUCUAUAACUAUCACUUUGCUAUACUUUAACCUAGUGUCAUCUAACAAAGUAGAUGAAUACAUUUCAAAUGCAAUAUGA
Molecule: messenger RNA, 2289 nt
Organism: Nematocida minor
Lineage: Eukaryota; Fungi; Microsporidia
Exons: 1
Coding region: 1-2289 (762 amino acids)
Source: RefSeq, a predicted model, not a curated record